This is a messenger RNA of Strongyloides ratti, 639 nucleotides long. RefSeq lists its product as hypothetical. The transcript has a single exon. Bases 1 to 639 code for a protein of 212 amino acids. The record is from RefSeq and is a predicted model, not a curated record. NCBI's taxonomy places the organism in Eukaryota, Metazoa, Nematoda, Chromadorea, Rhabditida, Strongyloididae.
AUGAUUGUAGAAAAUCUCAAGUAUGAUGAUGAUAAUGAUACUAUUAAAAUUUUAAAAUUUCGUACCUCCGUCAAGAAGGCAUUUAUUUUUUCAAAUUUUUAUAAUGGAUUUGCCGUCAUCGGAGAAAUAUUUUUUACUUUUUUACUUGGUUUUAGUGGAAUACCUUUGAUUGGUGCUAUAAUUUUAGAAUUUGUCUAUUUUUUGUCUGUUGUCAAGAAUGGUCAGGAGUUGGCAAUGAGACAAUACCUAAUAUUUCAAAUUGUCUGUACAACACUAUUUUUAUUAAGAAUAUUAAUGUCUUUUUCAUUACUUGAAAUUAUGAUUUUUGCAAUAUAUGGAACAAGAAGUUUUAGUAAUUUUUUUGUCUUUAGAUAUUAUAUAAAAUAUUUAAAAAAACUUAGCAUUCUUCGUGAGGAACAAAAAAAAUUAGAGAAAGAGAAUCAAUAUAAUUUAAGAGAAAAAACUUUUACAAAUCUUUUUUUAAAAAAAUUUAAAUCAUCAUCAAAAGGACCAACAAAAGUAACAAAUUUGUCAUAUGAAACCAUAAAACCAUCAAAUAAUAUUUCAGUAAAAAAUCAAAGUUUUGUAAAUAAAUUAUCUAUUGACAAUGAGGCAGAUUUUGAUGAGAUAAAAUUAUAA